UUCUCUUUUUGUGUUUUUGAUGCAAACUCUUCAGUCAGCUGUACUUGACUCACCGUACAGACUCUCGCGUUCACAUCGCAUUCUGCUGAGGGACUCCGACGGGUAGACGUGCGGAAAUCGCUAGCAGAUACGCUCUACCUAUACAAUUUCUCAUCUGCCGUCUAAGAGAGAUCGCUGAUAUACCAGACGACCAGCCGUUCCACUGGAGCUGCGCGGCCUGACAGUUGUCCUUCACGAUGCUGGAACAACAACAAACUGUGAGAGUGGCGGAGGAGCCUCGGGGCCUGUUGCUGUCGUCGCUCAAGAGUUCCGUGUUUAUUCUGGGCACAGCAUUCGUGGUGCUAGUUGCUGGGAGCAACACACUCACCUGGCACCUGCAACGCUUCUGGGGAGCAUCAGGAAACUUUUGGCAAGGCCAGUGGGAUGCUGUCGAGGCUUUCUUUGAUGGAGACGAGUUCUCCAUGAGUAUAUGGGGUACAUUUGCGGUGACCUUUGCGGUCUACUGGGUUGUUGGUGGUCUUUACACACUGAUGGACCUCACCGGACGUCCUGCAUUUCUGCUGCGGUAUAAAAUCCAGGACACAGCUCCAUACCCAGUCAACUUCAGCCAGGUGUGGCGUGUGGUGCGUCAGGUGCUGUUCAACCAGCUGGUGGUGGGGCUGCCCUUUGGCCUUGUGGCCCACCAGCUGCUGGUGUGGCGUGGCUAUGAUCGCAGCCCCCAGCUGCCCACCUUUCACUGGGUCCUCUUUGAACUGGCGGUCUGCGUCUUGGUGGAAGAGGCAGGUUUCUACUACGCACACAGGCUAUUGCACCAUCCUCGCCUGUACCGGCACAUACACAAGCAGCACCACGAGUGGACAGCCCCGAUUGCCAUCACAGCCGUCUACUGCCACCCGCUGGAGCACAUCUGCUCGAAUCUACUGCCACCUUUGCUAGGUGUGCUGCUGCUUGGCUCUCACCCUGCAACAGCUUGGCUCUGGUUCAGCGUGGCGUUGCUGUCCAGCCUGAAUGCCCACUCAGGCUUCCACCUGCCAUUCUUUCCAUCACCUGAGGCACACGACUACCACCACCUCAAGUUCAACAACAACUUUGGAGUGCUGGGUGUACUUGACCGACUGCACGGCACAGAUCGGCAGUUCCGACAGACAGCUGCCUAUCGCCGCCAUGUUAUGUUGCUCAGCCUGGUACCUCUGAAGGAUCUGUGGCCUGCUGAAGGAAAGAAAAGCUCCCAGUAGCAUCCUUUGUGCUUGCCCUGUCAAGGUUUCCUCCCAUACGAGGUGGCUUCGUGACCUGGGCUGCCUUUUGCCUGACAUGUCCUGUCUGACCCAGAGGCCCGUGUCGUCGCUUCAUCAGGAGCCUCGUGCAUCGGCCUGUUGCUCUGUUUGAGCCUCCUCUGUGGCUCAAAACCUGUGAUAAUCUAGACUUCAGCACCACCCUACACACUCAGGUCCAUUUAUGCCUUUGGAAACAUUCAGCAGCUUGUUGGAUCCAGUAGCGAAAUCCAGCAGCAACCACCAUGGCCCAACUGCCAAUACGAUUUUUUGCUAAGCAAGACGUUUCAGGCUCGAUUACUGGCUGUGGUGGCUGUAUUUAAUCAGUGUAGAAUGUUGAAAUGUGUAUAAACUUAGUUUUCCAUAAGGUGAGAGGUAGAUAAAGAUUGGUUGCUGAAAACAGGAAAGAAUGCUGACAGCACUGCAACUGUCAAAUGCACGGCUGACUCCUGAACGUUUAGUCAACAGUGUCAGCAAGGAAAGAAAGUGCAACUUCAGUACUCCGGUGUCCCAGUUUAUGUAUCUAAAUAAGCUUUCUUGCUGUAAUUGAGUCCUUUAAUUUUAUUGCUUCUGUAUUUCUUCGUUGUGUCGAGUUACACUCCCACAGCUUGCAUACUUGUGUGCUUAGUGCUUUUGGGAGGCUGGCUUUUCCCCGAAACUUAGCCAUCUACGAGCUAAGCUAGCCGCUUGUAGAAGUGCAAAAUUUGGGGAAGAACAAACAUUAUGAAUUGGCUGUUGUCUUCAGGACGUGAUAAUAGACAUAAUGCGAGUAUGAUUUCUGAAGCUGUUGAAUGGGGAAAAAAAAUUAACUUCACAGUGUCUUUGUGUAAAUGCGGCAUGACAUCCAGUGUAGCGUACAUUGUGAGUGAUGUCAGGAAAAGAAAAAAAAAAGCCCAGCAUAUGUAAGCUCACUCGACUUACUACCAAGAGGAUAACAACAGUAAAUAAUAAGAUGAAUACAUGUAAUAAAGCUGCAAAAGGGUCACAUGAAGCAUCCAGUCUUCAGGGCUUUAGUUACGCUUGUCUUAUUGUUUAGUUAAGGCAGAGUCAUUCAAUGCUUCUUAUGGUCACGAAACUGCCACGUCAGUUUCAUAUGGAGCCAGCGGCCGCCGCCAGAGGCGCAGCUGUGCUUGAGAGGAAACGCAAACGCUGCUAUCGCUGGGGUUGUGUGUGGGACAGCCUUGGUGUUUUAGCUUUCUAAACUUCCGCAACGGUCGCUUUGCUUUCACACUCUUACUUUUAGCACUCAACAUGCAUAACUACAUUUUUGAAUGCGCUUUAUGUUUUAAAAUGAGCACCCGGGAGGAAAAAACCCAGCAUCGGACGCAUUAUUCGAAGGUCGCAGGUUCGGUCCCUGCCGGCGGCAAGUUUUCUUUUCGUCCACUUUACUUUCUUCGCAUUUAUAUCCCAAUUAUUACAAAUAACAUCCGAUAUACUUUCGUUGGCAUUACUGCCUGUUAGUUCUCAUUAAUAUUGUGUCUAACAAAGAAAAACGAGCCCUUAAAAGUAAUCUUCUUUCCUUCAGCUCAAGACAUGCAGCUCACGGUGGUACCAGCUGAAAAACUAUGAAAAUUGGGGGAUUAACGAAGAAAUACCAAAAUAUAAUUACGAACGCAAACGCGGGGGACUUCUGAAUGAUUUUUGCCUCCUAGGUUCCUUUUAGAUGUACCAAUUCUCAGCGCACUGGUGUUAUUGCAUGUCGACACAAUCGAAGUGCGGCCGCUACGGCCUCGCAAGCUCCUUUCGUCUCAAUACUACGACACUACGAUACGUACAACUUUUUAACAUUUCCGUCAAAUUAAACACCGUGCACUCGCAGUAAAGUGCCAGCGGUGCCAGUUGUAAACAUAGGCAAAAAUACGAGCUGUUACACGCCCAUUCGUGUGGCUACGAUGCGGUAUAAACAGAGCGUCGGCGAUGCUCGGAGCUUUUCACAGGAUGACUCACGUGGUCGUUUGCAUGGUGGUCGCAUUGUCGAUGAGGGAGAUCGAGGUUUGCGCUUCGUGAGAUACGAAGGAAGUCCUUCAAAAAUACUUGGAAUUGCGUCAGCCUUCAGUGUUGGUUUGUCGGUUUUCAGGGACACGGAGUCGCCGUUGAUGUUAAAGUCAUACGCAGUGACAAUGUCCGAGGCGUCAAAAAGGUUCGCACACGAACGUGUAUACUUCGACUCAAAGUUAAAAUCGCCACUUUCCUGCCGCGGUAUGGCCCGCUUCCCUUUCUCGUGCUGCUGCUUGUCUAAUGGUAAAGAAAACAACGACACCUUUCUGGUUCCCUUGUAGCCAGAACGGCACCCCGGCAUUCAACAUCUAUUAGGCAUCCUAUUCCUGAGACAACGUUUCCGCUAACUUAAACAUAUCAUAUCCAGCAGCUUGUCUCGCACUGUGCGAGUAUUUCAAUACGUGGACGGCGCAGACAAUCGCCUCUGUGGCGCAGCGGCGGCGCAUUGUGGCAUUGUCGAGCAGCGUAUGAAGCUCGCCCAUAGCGUGACGGUGCAGUUUCGUGACCAUAAAGAGAAUUGAAUGACUCUGGUUAAGGUUACAAGACUGUUGAAGUUUCCAAAGGCAUGUUCACAUCUGCUUUGACCUGUUGAAACCAUAACACUUAUUAGCAGCUUGUGUCCAGUCACGGAGUACACAAAGUUGAAUGGCAUGAAUACAAACUCAAGCAAUGGAUUGAGACAAGCAGUUAACUAGAAACCAGCGUCUAUUCCUUUUGUUCACUUGAAUUCUUUUUUGCACACUUUAACAUUAUGCAUUCUCUUGGCAGUCCAAAACUUUCACUGAGUUUCAUCACAAAUAUGCAACGUAGCUAUGGUGGUGUGAAGAAACAGCAAGGGCAGCGUAGUUUAAUUCUUUUGCAGAGCAAGUUGAUGACAUGCUUUAAAGUGCGCACACCAUCCAUUUGCACUUAACAGGUAGCCAAUGCAUUGUGUAAGAUGACGUGUUGCUGCAGUGCAAACUCGUGUGUACCUUUACUACAUCGCUUUCUUGCAGCAGAUGAACAUUUUUUUUAGACAUCUGCCAUUAAGUGGCACUUUUGAGGAUAAUUUAUGGACACGCAGGCCUAUAAGUGCGCGACGUAGCGAGAGACAGCGUUCCUCCUGCAAGUUUGACAUUCCAAGCAAGAGUUGUUUCGCAAGGGCAUACUAUAGCGACUGUGCUAAUGUUGUGUCGUUGGUAAGAGGCCAUUUUUUAUUUACGCCUACCUGUGAUUCACUCGUAUGAGUGGUGUGAUCUGUGUAUUCACGAGGGGCCCAUGUGUAGUAGUUUGAUGCUCUGCGGAUGAAAGUGGAAGGUCUCUUGUUGACGUAACAUACUUAAUGGAUUCUUACAGGUAGUGGUGCAGUGUAGACAAGUUAACAGGUGUUCUAGGGAAGCUCAAGGGAAUUUGAGAAUACACCUAGUAGAAUCUUGAUUAAACGAAUUAUUGGUUAUAACGAGCUAAAUCUAGGUUGUUUCUUCCCUAUAUCUGCACUUCACAAAUAUGUGCUUAUAACUAGCAUAGAUUGUAGAACUGUUUCGUGGUAUGUGUAGCUUCCUUACUAUGAAGUUCAACUCUACAUGCAUGCAGGUAAACUGUAGAGAUUCAAGAUAUGGCCCUUGUUUAGUCAAACUGUAGGCUGUGAGCCAUAGAUUAUAAAAAGAGGGGCUCUUCAUCUAACCAUGCCAAGAUGGUAUUGAAUUGAAAGCACAAGCACAAACUUUCUUUCAUAAAUAACUGCUUGAAGAUUUUUAUAUUCUAGGGGCAUAGCAGGGAAGCACUAGUCUGUGAACAAUAGAUUAUAAAAAGAGGUACUCUUCAUCUGACCAUGCCAAGAUGGUAUUGAAUUGAAAGCACAAGCACAAACUUUCUUUCAUAAAUAACUGCUUGAAAAUUUUUAUAUUCUAGGGGCGUAGCAGGGAAGCACAGGACAUCAGGAUUAAUCUGGAAGUAGAGCUUCUGGCCUGCAACGUAAUUGCAGUAUCAAAUGCUAGCAGUUACCUUACUGAAUUUGAGAAUGAUUUGUAGUUGCGCAGGAAGUUACCAUCCAGAGAUCUCACGCUUUCAUAGGUGUUUAAGUAAGCUAUUGCUGAGAGUGGUGACAUUGGGCCUCUCGUAUACUUUGGGCAUUUUGUACUUCUGGCAAAGGCGUGGAUGCUUGUUUGAUGCUUUUUAUGCUAUGUAUUCCUCUGUGCACUGUAUGAAAUGUAAAGGCCACUUUAGUGCUAAUAAUGUGAUCGCAAUACUUUACAAGUUCCUACGUUCAUCUAACCAAUAUCCAGGAAAACAUUACCAGCGAAACGACUGGAACACUGGACUUGGUACAUGCAUUGUGCCUGAAGCCCUGAAGACAGUUUUCCAGAGCAUGUGCAUAUUGCAAGGCAUGUUCAUAGUGCUUCUUGGCAUUAUUACAGGCUUGCUGUUGCAACACCAGUGUUAGGCUCCCCACUGUUUCAUCUAGAGGGAUGUGCUGUUGGGCACAAUGCUGCAGCUGCAAUGUGAACACUUUUGUAACUGUCUGCAUUUUGUUAAAAUGAUGCAUUAGCUCUGUAAGCAUACACAGAUGGUGGCGACACAUCUGGACGUAUGCACCCUUCAUACACAUGCUACUUUACUACAAAUAAUGCACUGCUUUUUUUUGGAAUGCUGCAAGCAUCUGCAGAUGGUGCCACUGCCUAUAUGCUUUCAGACAAGUCCAGUUUGGGUCCUGGCAUCAACCAAGGCUCUGCGGUUGGAAACAUCUACACCAGUGUCUUGUUAGACUUUCCCACGUACCUUCGAAUGUUGUUUGGCCCUAAAAGUGCUUUCUUGACUCUGGAGCGUAGGACAGUGCCAUUUCUUGAUUGUACACUGGGAGUAUGCAUGGUUAUAAAAUAUAGACUCCAAAGUUGCCAAGGGGCGUUGCAGAAGUACAGUGGUCUGUUCAUGGGUUUUGCUUCGUUCGUGUAAGUGGAGCAGUGAAUAGAAGUUUCUAUAAUGUGACAUCUUUUUUUUUUUUCAUUCUGCCUAUAUUGAUAGUCUGUUUUAAUAUCUCGAAUGCAUUAUGUAAUAUUUGAAUUUACGGAGCCUAUUAAGCACUCCGCUGUAUAGCCAACUUUUAUCAAGCUCAAUGUCUGACCGUCAAGUUGACAGCCUUGUUGUCAGCAUGUCCUGUAACACGUCUUACCUAUUCACUGGAACACUUCAGCUUUUAUACCAAGGGUAGAGGUAAUAUGCCCUGCUUGUGCAAUGCAUGAAUGUUCCCCACUGCUCCAAAAGACACAUUGUGUGUCUUUUUUUAUUCUGUCCUCUUUCUUUGCGUGUGCAUUCACAAUGAGAGCUUGCCGCUUUGCCUGCCACCGAUCAGAUGUUGUUGCUUCAAGGUACCGCAAAAUGUACAAUGCUUGCAAUCACAGUGUCUCCAAUAACUUGUUCAGGGCUUUUCAGAAUACCUGUGACUGGAUUAUCGAUCAGUCAUGCCUCUUGGAUGUUACUUAAAAAAAUGUAGAUUGGCUAAAAACCGCCAGAACCAUGCGGGAUGAAAAACGUAUGGUGCUCCUCAGGCGUUCACGUGAUUUAGUUUUUAACAGACUUUGCUGCACUGUCAGGUGUUUGUUUAUUUUGUGUGUGUUGAAAAAUGCAGUUGCAACACACACCACAGAUGCAGUGUCUCAUGCAGGCAUCUGCAAUGUUGAAAUUCCAUAUCGCUCAUUGCUCUGGUAUUGCGUCAUACAAAACCGAAACUAUAAUAAAAAGUGACAGAUUCAUCUUAAUGUCCCUGUAGGUAAUCACAAAGAAAGUUGUCCAAGAUUCUGGUCAGAGCAGACUGUUGCUUCAUACCCGGUGGUCAUUGUAGCAAUUAGUGGAAGCAAAAAUUGAUCGGAGACAAUGGUGACUAGAGUUACUGUAUAUGCUACCUUUGGGUAGCAGAGUUGCGCAUUGGUCUGGCUAGCAACCAUGGCUAUGUCGCGAAGACUCACUCCGUUUUUGCAGGUGACAUGCUUACCGGGUCACCGGUCGACAUGUUUGGCGUGUCGAAGACCGGUGAUUUACUUUAAUGUGAAUGACUAGUGUCAAUCCAGUUCGCUGCAGCGGCGCCAUCGAGAUAUACAAAACUUGCCCCCACCGUCAGCUUCACCGCAAUGCAUGGUUGCUAGUGGCGUUUGGAAUACAGAUGUGCAACUCUGCUACCUAAAGGUAGCAUAUGCAGUAACUCUAAUGGUGACGAGAGAAAUCGGGAGACGCUAGUUGCUAAAACCUGUGUAGAAUGCACAUAUCUACAAUGAAAUAGACUGUUAAAAGAGAAUACACGAGCAUUGAGUGUGUGUAAACGUUUCCCUCUGAUGAGUGUAUAAUCACCCGACUUUGCAACACAAUGCUGCUGGUGAUGCUGGCACCCUUUUACACACUGUCGUGGUGCACUAAUAAACUUCAGCCAGCACUUGCACAUAAUGCACCAGCAAAGUUGAAGGCACACAUUAGAGUGUUUCCUUUAUCAGAUGACUGAGCUGCGUGAUAGCAAGCAGCGUGCUGCCAGACUAAGUUUCGGCUAAGAAAUUGGUGCCCAUGGUGCCCAUAGACAACAGCUUGUAGAUGCAAUAUUUCACACAGCCACCUGAAAGGUUAACAAAUGUAAUUUAUUAGCACCAUCUGAAUGUUCCUUGUUUCUUUUACACUCUGUGUUGCUUCUGUAUCACAGGAACCACUUGGGGACGUGGUACCACCGCUACAGAUUCGCAUGCCCAUUUUAUCACUGGAACCGCAAGGGCAUCUACAGUGAGCAUUGUUUAGCACGCAAGUGCCUAAAGAAGCCUCUGGCUGUUUUAAGUGCAGUCGUAGUAUUAUUUAGAGAAAUCGUAGUGUCAAGCACACCUAAGCACACCUGCUAUCUGGUGAAAGAAACAUUUCAUUACAUUGAUGUGCUGCUGCAGGUAUGUUCUUUUGCUUUGAGCAUCAAUGCAAUUUUUGAUUGAUUGUGGCCACUGCUAAGUUAAGCACAUGCUCUCCCCCACCUGCCUCCUAAGAAAAUAUUCUGGCCGCAUCAUUGCUAAAAGCAGUUUGUUAUUUGCAGCUCUUAAUUUUUGUUCUUGCCUGUGUGUCAAACAGCUUGAAUUCUAAAUGAAGUAGCUUUUAUGCUGCUCAUCAGAUGAGGUUCAAAUGUCAAAUUAUGUACUGUUUCUGCAGGUGCCAUAGAAGGCUUGGAAUAAAUGCUGAUAUCAAUGCAAGCGGGUGACCUUAGCUGACAACUUUUUAGUUUAAGUGACCAGCAGUUGAAUUUGAAGGUCUCCAUUUCUGUGUUUAUUCCUUCUUCCUUUGUCAUCUGAACACUGCAGGGUGCUGGAGAUGUGUUUAUUGAGACAGUUAUGCUAGCCUGGUUGUAUUUUUUGUUUUGUUAUGUUAUUUUUACAAGAUAUCCUUAUGUUAUGAAUGUACGUUUUAAAAUAAACAA
Messenger RNA from Rhipicephalus sanguineus (brown dog tick), 8679 nucleotides. RefSeq names its product fatty acid hydroxylase domain-containing protein 2. Bases 237 to 1235 code for a protein of 332 amino acids. Gene Ontology annotation, biological process: sterol biosynthetic process. NCBI's taxonomy places the organism in Eukaryota, Metazoa, Arthropoda, Arachnida, Ixodida, Ixodidae. Gene Ontology annotation, molecular function: iron ion binding; C-4 methylsterol oxidase activity. The transcript is spliced from 8 exons. The record is from RefSeq and is a predicted model, not a curated record.